AUGAUGAAAAAACUUGAUUACGUUAAUCUACCAGGAAUCGUAAACGAUCAACCGGAUUGUUUUGAGACACCUGAUUAUCCAACCAAUGAACAAAGUAAUGAGGCUGGUUAUGAUAAUUCUGAAGCUGUCAAUCAAUUCGACAUCAAUUCAAAAGAAGUUCAUGAUGCAUUCAAUGGAAAAUACCUGAAUGGCAAAGCCGCUAAUUUUUCUGAUAAUGCAACAAAAGCUCGAGGUUAUGUUCAACAUGGCAUCUAUCAGAAUUAUGCUGAACAUGAGCCGGAAACAGCGAUUGAACGUUAUAAACGUUUGAUGUCUGAAUUGCAGGAACUAGAAGGAGAAUUCAACCAAACGUCGAAAGAAGGCUUAAGUAAAGAAGAGAGUGAAAAUUUAAAUACACUUGUUCAGCACAUCCAACAACUACAAGAACAUACAUCCAAAGUUUACGGAGCGAAAUUUCUGUUAAGUGAACGCGAUACAAGUUCAUUACUGACAAAACUGGCCGCAUCAAAGCAAGAAGCGAAACAAACAAAUGGAGGACAAAAGACUUCGGAUACAUUCAAGUUGUAUAUCAAUCCAGCAACGGCUGCAAGUGUUGGAACUUCAUCAACAUCUGCUCUUCAGCUUUCGGAUCUCGAACAAAAAGUGUCGAAACUAGAGAACUUGAUUGGUCUCAAUGAACAACAAUCGAUUGAAUCGAGAACCCUAUUGAAUUCUCUUGAACAAUUAACCACACGAGUUAAUUUACUCGAUGGUGCAAAUAUCGAUCAUAUCGAUAUGAAACUAGCUAAUGUUCUUUCGCGUUUGAAUGCCAUCAAUGAGAAAAAAGCAACUGUUGAUGAACAAGACAAACAAAGCAAAGCUGUGGAAUUGUUCGAUAUGAUGUCGCGUUGGGAAACAAUGGCAGCGAAUCUACCAAUUAUUCAACAACGUCUCAUCGCUCUCAACGAACUUCAUCAACAAGCUUUUCAAUUCAGCACUGGACUUUCACAUUAUGAAGCUGAACAACAAGCAUUGAAAACAUCGCUUGAUGCGAAUGAUCAACUUCUAAAACAAUUGAAAACAACAUUUGAAUCGAAUCUCGACUCUCUCAAAAGUCAAUUAAAUAGCAUCGAUCAAAAACUUGUCACAAGUGGUAAAAAGAAAUAA
Messenger RNA from Adineta ricciae, 1146 nucleotides. The record is from the annotation of a GenBank genome assembly. Lineage: Eukaryota; Metazoa; Rotifera; Eurotatoria; Adinetida; Adinetidae.